GGCCAUAUCCCAGCAAGGCGGCGGGACCAACGAAGAAGAACGUGACUUCCGCAUACGUCUCCACGCGUUUUUUUGUUUUUUUUUCUUCCCCUCUUUUCCCUUUUCUGAAAAUGGUGAAAGUGAAGGACAAACGUCGGCAGAACGUCAGCGUGGCCACUGAGAUCGAGCGCUUGGAGGAGCGGCGCGCGCGUUGCCAUGACAAAUUGGAAGAGGCCCAUUUCAGGAGCAGGAAGGCCGAGUUGUCCGCGGAGGAGAGGCAUCAACUGGAAAAGCAAAGGGCAACCAUAACGGAACGGAUGCAAAAUUUAGACAAGGAGUUGCGGCAAUUACGAGCGCAGAACAGGACCAACGCCAUGCUGUCGGUGGCUGUGCUGGCCGUCUGCGCUCUCUUCUACUUCAUCUUCGUCGUCUACGACCACCACCGACACUCGUGACCGCAAAUUGCAACCGGUUGUUGUUCUUCUUUUGUAUCUUUUGCCCAUCUAAAUAUGAUCUCAGGGAAAUCCUGACCAAAGCGGGUGCUACUAAUCACAGAGGCGCCCUCCUGGGAAGGAGGAGAGUCUACAGGUUGCAGCCACAAAUGAGCCCGAGCGACCUUUGUUGCCUUUUGACGGCUUGUCAAAUGAAAGCGGCCUUUCCGAUUGCGGCUAUUCAUGAAGCUUGGCUUUAUGACUAGAUUUUGUUUCCCAUUCAAAGUCAAUUUUCUGCUUCAUUCUGUGACUCACUGCUUCAAACUACACAUGUGCUAAUAUUUGGUAUCCUAACAGUGCAAUAAAAGUGUUGAGCCAAAA
This is a messenger RNA of Syngnathus typhle (broad-nosed pipefish), 791 nucleotides long. It is a transcript of the gene ccdc167, whose product is annotated as coiled-coil domain containing 167. Bases 111 to 434 code for a protein of 107 amino acids. The record is from RefSeq and is a predicted model, not a curated record. Lineage: Eukaryota; Metazoa; Chordata; Actinopteri; Syngnathiformes; Syngnathidae. The transcript is spliced from 4 exons.